Messenger RNA from Priapulus caudatus, 1695 nucleotides. RefSeq lists its product as uncharacterized. Lineage: Eukaryota; Metazoa; Priapulida; Priapulimorpha; Priapulimorphida; Priapulidae. The coding region runs from base 464 to 1168 and encodes 234 amino acids. The transcript is spliced from 4 exons. The record is from RefSeq and is a predicted model, not a curated record.
UAUGAUGUCUCCACACAAGAAUGUGAGCUCUACCCCCAAGAAGCCUUUGUCGCCCGCAUUUUUUUUGUCCCCCGUACCAAUGACCUCUAGCCCACACCGGAGUGUGUGUAAAAAGAGGGCAAGAAUGUGCACGCCGAGGAAGACACGUACAUCGACUGCCAAAAAAACAGGAAAGGUGGCAGUUUUCAAUAUGCUGGUAAAUAAAAUAUCUAAAUUAUGUAAACUUUCCUUCCCGCGAAUUGUAAUAGCCCAUUUUUGCUAUAAAUCGGUUUAGAAAUGCAUUUAACUAAAUAUUUCCACUUUAAAUACAAGUUAUAUGGGUAAAACUAAUGAUUAUGGCUGAACACAAUUGUUAAUUGUUGCCAAGCCUUUUCCUUGUUAUUCUAUAUUUUGUAACUUCUAGGAUGCACAGAGGCAAGGCCCCAAAAAACAGCGUACAGGUGAUGUGGCUAGGGCGGCGCAAAUGUUAAUUAAUGGCCAGCAUGCGUCUGCAUUAAGGCUGCUAAUACGAGCCAGCAAAGCAUUUAGACGUUCGCUGAACAACAUUGUUGAACAAGUCGUACGAAAGGAAGUAAAGGAAUUGUGUUCUCCCACUACAACAUCAGUGUGGAGGUCAGACAGGGGGAAUAUGUACACGCAACUCGCGUCGUUUACAUUCGAAAAGGCAUUGCGUGAGACGGAGGCAAAGGCUCCCGUGCUGUACUCUGCCCUUCGAGGUGCGUGCACGGACAGUAAGGGAGCCAAGCACCUCACUACCGGCAGCAAGGCUACUACAAGCUCGGUGGUACCAAAUAUGGGUGCCCUUAUUGGGCAGAUCGUGUUUGCCGUAAAAGGUCGCAAGAUGAAACUUUUGCAGCAGAUUGUUGGCUGCGAAAUGUGGCUGGCAGGAUGCCACCGACAGGCAUUCAGUCGUCUAAACCAUCUCGGCAUGUGUAGUAGCAUCUGGGCUGUGACCAAUGUGAUUGACAAGCUGCGUGCUGGGUUUGACUCCGGCAUUCAGCAAAAAGUGAAGGCGUUGACAGACAGCCAAAAAAACAACGUGACACGUCGACAGCUCUUUCAAGAUAGAGAAGGCUCCAGUGCAGGAGACAGUCUCGACCUGCCCUGGUUGAACGACUCCCUCUUAAAUGGGGAUACAGACCAUGAUGACACCUUGCCAUGUAAGUAGCUAAUAAAAUGUUGUUUAUAUACUAUAGGUUUCAGCACUUUGCACCUACUUGAUGCUUACUACUAGAAGUUUGAAGAUUGAUGUUUGUCUUCUGUUUAGAUGAUGGAAUAAUUCCGGCCGCUCCGGACGGGUUCACCCUGGUGUUCGAUAAUGUAAAUCAAAAAACGCAUGCCAGAUACUCCUCAAGAGAAAGGGGAAACGUCAUGUUCAACAUGGUGCAGGCCUAUGCUGCGGUGGAUAGAAUUCCCUGCAUGCAUCUAGCCGAUCAUCAGCCUGCACCGGAUGACAUAGAGCGAAUUCCAAUGGAUUCCUUCUUUCCGGAUGCAGAGGACUAUUCUGUGUUGCGGUAAGGGCAAGUGUGUUAUGGCAUAACAUUUUAUUACUUUUUGCCUUCUGAUCUAAUACGCAGUAAUUUUAUGUGAAGCAUUCAGCUGAAACGUAACAAUGAGUUAAUCCACUAAAAGAUUUUCACGAGUAUGUAUCUGGUUAUCUUCAAAAAGUGAAAAAAAUAAUUCUAUUUUUUAUUG